Messenger RNA from Episyrphus balteatus (marmalade hoverfly), 791 nucleotides. RefSeq lists its product as uncharacterized. The transcript has 3 exons. The coding region runs from base 97 to 708 and encodes 203 amino acids. Lineage: Eukaryota; Metazoa; Arthropoda; Insecta; Diptera; Syrphidae. The record is from RefSeq and is a predicted model, not a curated record.
ACUGUAUAAAAAGCUCUGGAUUUCAUUGAACUUCCUCAGUUUCAGCUUCAAUUUUUUUGACCAGCAAAAUAAACAAAGAAAAUCAACUUAAAAAUAAUGAAUUGCAUUAUCAUUUUGUCUAUCAUUGCCUGCGCCUUGAAUGCCUCUAUGGCAUCCGGCAGUCACCACAAGGCAGAAAAGGCUCAUUCUGCAGUCAUGUCGCAUGUUGCUGAAAAAAUGGGAAGUGUUCGCAUGAUGAGAUCGAAUAGAGUUCACCUAGAAUGCUACAAUGGAUUUCUGCCAUUGAUCAACUCCUUGGCACUCAAGGCAAAGGAAAACUCAAAUCUGUGUGUGAAAGAUGCCGAUAACAAAAAAGAUACAGUAUCCGCCAACUUGAACAGCACCGAGGUCGCAGCUGCAGUUAAACAGAUCACCGAUUCAUUGGAAGAUUGCUCUAACCAGAAAGGUUUGGAAUACUUCGUCUGCCUUUCCAAUAAUGCUGACAAGAAUCUACAACUUUUGGAGAUCAUCAAAACCAAAUCUCAACAAAUGCUUCAACAAAACACUGUUGAAGUUGGUCAAAUCGAUUCUGAUGAGCACAGUUGUAUCAUGGAUGCAGUUGACAAGGCUAAGAACGAAAGCGAUCUUGCUUUCGGCAAGCUCAAGUCUUGCAUCAAUGGUGAAGCCACAUUUGAUGAAGUCGAACAAGACGAAGCAGUUGAAGCUUAAAUUGAGCUGUGAAUUGAAAAAUCAUCAAGGAAAUGUGAAGGUUUUUUAAUAAAUUAAAGUGCAUUAAAAAAAUCUUGUUUUUA